AUGAAAGUCAUAUGGGACACAUCCUUUGAAGAUGUGGAAGCUGUACCAGAUCAGCAUGGCCUCUCAACCAUGGAGGCGCUCACAGCCCUGCAAGGACAGCUGGCUGCGGUUCUGUCAGACUUCAGAAAUCGGAAAAGGGCUGAACGAACAUGGAAGGCUCUGUGGAGAUUGGAUUUCCUACUUCGCUCAACCCGCUGGUCCAGCCUGCACUGGCCAGGAGCACUGCUCAUGUUGCUGGCUGCUCUCGCUCUGAUUGGCUGCCUUGAGAGUCACAAAAUGGAGUUGCUGAAUGCCUCGGCCUUGCUGCUCUUCCUGCUCCUGGACCUGGCUGUGACCAGCCUACAGCAAAAGUUAAAGGAUGAGGAGAUCCCCUGCAGAGUUCAGUCUGUGAUCAACACACUCAGUGUUUUUCUCAGCCAGCCAGAGCCUGAAUUGAAAGACUGCUACCUGCAUCUAUUCACUCCUCCCUCCCAGUCUAUCUCUGUCCAGUGGACCUACAGGGAUGGACGCUUGGUUAAUUUACCAGUCAGUUUGCUGGUCGAGGGUGACAUCAUUGCUCUGAGACCAGGCCAAGAGGCUCCAGCAUCUCUGAGAGGCAUCCAGGAAGAGGAACAUGUCAUCCUGGACAGGGGUGAUGUCUUCUGUCACUUCUCCUCUCCUCCCUCUCCAUUGGGCAGAGAAAGGCCACGCCCCCACAGCCUGCUGUGCCCACAUCUCUUCAGAGUGACCAGCACACCGGCCAUUGCCAGCGUCCAGAAAUGCCUGGAAAUGGGAAGUCAGAGGCCAAUAACUGUGCUGGAUAACGAGCGCUUCACUGCCCAGACUUUGUUAGAGGAAGUUGUUACUCCCUUGGUUCUGGCAGUGUUGCUGAUUGUUAACUGCACUCGCUAUAUCCUUGGUGCUCCUGGAAUAGGCCCCUGGCAGGUUACGCUGCUACAGUUACAAGUGAAUGGUGUGCUACCCUUGCUCCCUCUCACCUUCCCCAUGCUGUGGAUGCAAGUCAGUGCCUUUGGAGAAGCUCAAGUGUUAACUUACCUCAAGACCUUCUCGUCCAGUCGUCUGGAAAGAUGUCUGGAAACUUGGAGAACGUAUUUCGGAGUUCUUUGUGGCCGGUCCCCAGCACUAUGCCACACCACCAGCCUCCUGCACAGUCUUGGCUCCAUUACAGUGCUGUGCUGUGUGGAUAAGCAAGGAAUUCUGUCUUGGCCCAACCCCAACACAGAGAAAGUCCUCUUCUUCACCAGAAACCCCCAGCCUCUAAAACCAGGUGGAUGGAACAGCAAGAAACAUGUUAAAACGUCUGAUCGAAGCCAUACACCUAACCCCUCAUUAAUGGGCCCACAGACGAACUGCUCCUACAGUGGCAGUAUGGUGGAGGUGCUGAGUCUUUCAUUGGACAGACAGGCCCCAACGUGCAUGCAGUUUGAUGACUCAUGCUGGCAGCGCUAUGCCACUUCACUCAGACCACUAGGCCUCUGCACCGUCCUUGGGCUGUGUGAUCCCGUCUCUGUAGCCACACUCUGGCAGCUUGCUGACCACCUGACCAACGUGGCUCUGCUGAAGAGCCGGCCCAGCUGCCUGCCCGUCCAGAUGCCCUGGGGAAUGUGUGAGCUUGCCAGGGUCAUAGGUUUCUCUCCCUCUGCGAAGGAUCCCUUCCAGCAGCAGAUGAGCUCAGCCGCCUACACACUGACCAGUGCACAGGAAGGGUCUCCGUGGCAACCACAGCCUGUCACCAUGAGGAAGCUUCCUCUCACUCACAUUAUCAGCUUGCUGAUCCAUGACAGCAACACAGGAAAGCUACAGCUCUUCUCGUAUGGCUCAGCAGAUGCAGUUCUUGAAGCCUGCAGCGAGUGCUGGGAUGGGACUGACAUUCAACCACUAUCAAGUUCCGACAGGAAGAAAGUUCUGGAUUUUUACCAGCGAGCUUGCAUGGCCGGUCAAUGCUUAGCCCUUUCAUUUAAACCCAUGUUCCAUGCCCUGGAACCAGAGAUCAAUGGGAAGUGUAUUCAGCUACCUCGCGGCAUGUGCCAGAAUUACAGAGAUCAGGAUGGGACAGAGUUUGAACGCAGUGCUGGUGAGGAAGACCCUCUACUUUCUCUCGACGAGCAGGUUUUCCUGGGUUUGGUUUCAACACAGUAUCAGGCUAGGCCAGAGAUGGUGCAUCUGAUUGCAGGGCUGGACAGCGCCUGUAUUCGCUUUGUCUACUUCUCCCUGGAGGAGGAGGUGAAGAGCAAGGUGUUUGCAGAGAAGAUGGGUCUGGAGACGGGCUGGAACUGCCACAUCUCAUUGCAGUCUGAUCGCUUUCCACUGGAUCCCGAGGACUUCCAAGACACCGUGACUCUGUGCAGCGAGAGAGAGGAUUCAGAAGGAGGUCGUCUGCUCAGUGAAGGGAAGUGGCAGGGUGAGAGGAAUGGCUUCCUGGACGGUGAAGGGGUCUGCUUUAUUGAAGACCGGAACAGGGCAAAGCUUCCCAAGGGUAUCGAGAAUGUGCGUCCCCAUCUCGAGAACAUUGACAACGUGCCGCUUCUGGUGCCUCUCUUCACCGACUGCACGCCGGAGACCAUGCGUGAGAUGGUGGAGAUCAUGCAGGAGUAUGGGGAGGUAGUGUGCUGUCUGGGAAGCGUCCUCAACUCUAAAAACAAUGCAGUCUUCCUGCAGAGUGACAUCAGUAUUGCGCUGGAUCCUCUCUUCCCCUAUUGUUGCUGGAGUAGCCCUGGCAGAUCCGCCCCCUUGGUGACCUCACGUGCCCCACAGCUCUUCUCAGUCCAACUCUCAAGCGCCCUCUGUGGUCUGCCCUGCGCUAUUCAUCUUGGGCAGCACGACAACACCACAAUCAUACGCCUCAUCAAACAGGCAAGGCAUUCAUCUUCUGGGAUCAGGAAGUGUUUUCUCUUCCUCCUGCAGUGCCAACUCUCCCUCGUACUCAUUCAGGUUCUGGCUUGCCUGUCUCAACUACCCCCUCCCCUCGGAACAGUUGAUGUACUCUGGCUGUCCUGUAUCUCUUUCCCCAUCCUAGGCAUUUCCCUUCUAGGAAAGUCUCCAGACAAAACCAUCAUGGAAGUGGCUACUGGGAAGAACCUAACAUUUUUACCUAAGAAGACACAGCAGUUCUUCGUCUUCUCUUUCCUCUUAAAGUUUGGAUUGACCAUGUGCUCUUAUUUAGCGUGUUUUGGCUUCAUGCUACACGCAUUCUGCAUGAAAACCCACCCUGAGAAUGGCCCUCGUUGCCAUCCUUACGCGCUUUUAAUAAACUCAAAUGAGACCUCUCCUGCUUGGUUUGGGGAAUACUACAAUGCUCUCCUGCUGGCACAGAAGAUAAUAGCAUUCUUUAUGCUUCUUAAUGGAUUGUGCACCUCUUUGAGCCAUGUCCAUCGUUCCAGCCCAUUGUGGAGACAAAGUCCGCUGACUAACCGCUGGUGGUGUGCAGCUGUUAUCAUUGCGCCAUCUCUUCAAAUCCUCAUGGCCUAUGUGGCCUACCUUCUGUGGCGUGAUCCCAUCAGCCAACUCACCUCUGACCUGUCCGAUGUCCCAACAGCCACCUGGCUUCUAGGUUUCUUCUGGCUGCUCCCUCUCCUGUUUGUUAACGAAUUUAUUAAACUCCAUGAGAUCAGAACGAGAGUGCGGUACCUGAAGAAACAGAAGCUGCAGUUUGACACCAAGCUGGGAAUGAAUUCCCCUUUCUGAGGCAAGCUGCUUUUGGGAUCCCCGAUACUUCUUAUUAUCUGUGUGUGUCCAAUUAUUGAAACAUGAAACAUGUGUUAGUUUAUUGUCUUUGUAUUGCUUUUAAUUUGUAUUCCCUACCAGAUAAAGGUAAAGAUUCAAUGAAGGAAAUACACAUGCUUCUAAAUAUGAAUUCAUGAUUUGUGUUUGAGACAAUGUAUGCUCGUUUUGUUUAAGAUUCUUUUUUACUUUUGUGACAGUUUGGUCUCUUCUGUGAUGUCAAGGGGUUUGAUUGACAGCUUUUGUCUUCUCUAUUUCUUACUCUGGGUUUCAGUGUAAAAAGUUGUUCUUGGAGUCAAUGAAUAGAGAGAUUGGAUGAUUUCCAGAGACAAAUAAUCUGUUUUUCAGUUUAGUUUAGUGUGACACAUACAAGUGGUUGACUUUGAGGCUCCACUGCUUUUCUCUCUAUGUCAGUGCUCAAGACCCACUAACGUACUGAAGCAGUCACAGAGAAUGUGUUCUUGACCUCUGCUUCAUCCGGUUUUGGGUCCUACAGCAUGUAGCAGUUUCAAUAUUUUAGCACAGAAUUUUAUUCAGAGAGGCUUCCUUUGAACCUCAUUUCUUUAGAGUUUCUUGUAAAGACUUGCAAUAGCCAUUAGGUGGCAUGUUCCUGUGUGAUACAUAUUCAGUAGUGUGCAAAUGCAUUCGAAAACCCCAUUGCUUCUGUAGUUUUGAUUUGUUGUGCAUAUGAAAUCAAAACCACUGUAACUGGAAAUCUUGGAAAAUUGUCAAAAUAGGCAAAUUAAUACUUGUCUAAUUUAAUUGAUUACUUUAAUAGACCACACAUGCAAAUCAUUUAUAAUAGUAAGAAAAAAUGAACACAUAGCCAGAUAUGCUAAAAUGUAUGAGACAUUUUAGAACUUGUUUAAGAUGCCUAAUUUAAAGCACAAAGUGGCCUAACAUUUUCACACUUGUUCAUAGAAUUAGGCAUAUAAAUGACAAAUCUUGAGGUGUUAUAACACAUUUGCACACUACUGUAUUGUAUCUGGUGAGACCUACAUCAAACCUAAUGUGAUGGAUUGGGCUUGAUGUCGGUCUGACCAGAAGGAGGUGUAAAGCCAACGCUAAAUCAGAAUUCACACUGUACCAUCUGGCUCCUCCUCUCACACUCCUGACACUGGGGUGACUCUAAGCUUAACAGUGCUGAGGGGCAAUUGCUAUGUUUAAACACCUCGUGGCGGCACACAGCGGAUCUGUCAGAGCAGUCUGAACCCAGCCUGCCCCACGAGCAGCUGCAGACUCACGACGAAGCCAGGCGGAAACAAACGCACCCUGCCAUUCAUUGUGCUGUAAACGGUGACUAGUGUAAAAGAAAAAGAACAAAAAAAGUGUAUUUACAGGCAUAGAAAUUGUUCUUUUUAUCUCCUCAGGUUAAAGGUAUGACUAUGUUUCUUGUGUCUCUUAAAGGAAUAUCAAAUGCACGCAGAUUCAAAAGGUAUUUCCUGCAUAUUCCAGGACACAAACAAUUUGAUUGCAGUUAAAUACUUGCAACAUACAGCUACUAGAUUUUUAAAUUCUUUCUGGUGUAUUUGCAUCUGCACGUUGUUAAGCAAGGUGAGAUGUCAUAAUCUGUUACAGACCAAACAGCAGAUUUCACAUGCAUCCGCCUAGAGAAAACUCCUUUCCUUAAAAUCACAGGACAGUAGAAUAAGAUGACAGCAGUCAGCACUCCCCUUUAUAGACACGCCAUGUCUUUUGAAUGAAUUGAGUUUGUUAAUCUUUAGUCAGCGAAUGGCUUGGUGGGGCUUGUGUCUCACCCUCCUAGUGCCUAUCAUUUCAGACUUUACACAGUGAAUAUAAAAUGGAAUUAUACAAACUGUACCAUUAUAGUAUAAUAAAAUUUAAUGUUUUAAAAAAACAAA
Molecule: messenger RNA, 5582 nt
Organism: Polyodon spathula (Mississippi paddlefish)
Lineage: Eukaryota; Metazoa; Chordata; Actinopteri; Acipenseriformes; Polyodontidae
Product: transmembrane protein 94-like
Exons: 29
Coding region: 1-3684 (1227 amino acids)
Molecular function (GO): nucleotide binding
Source: RefSeq, a predicted model, not a curated record